UGAUGAAUGUAUUUAAUACUUUCACACACCCAACCUUCCCCCCCCUCUUUUUUAUUUUCCUUCUCUCUUGUUCUUUUAAACCUCUCCUUACUCCACCUCACCUCCUCUUCCCUUCCCAAAAGAAAACGCAUUACAGCUCAUUCGACGCGACAGAUCGAGAGCCGCAGCCAUGAGCGAAUCGACAUCUGAACCAAAAAAUGUGACUGAGGGUACCAGCCAAGAUACCACUCAACCACAACAGGACAAGGACAAGCAGCCGCAGGGCAAACAGGGUAAAGGCAACAAGAAGAACAAGGCUGAUAAAACUGACAAAGCUGACAAAACAGCAACAGCAGUAACAGCAGCAGAUUCAAGCAAUGGUGAUGGCAAUGUUACACCCGUAUCAAGCCCUGCCAAUAGCAAUUCACCCAGGCCCCCAAAACCUAGGAAGAACAAGGCUGCCAUCACAGAUAAGGAUGGAGAAAGCUCCUCGGCCCCCGCUCCGUCGUCACCCUCCAUCCGCAGUGGUGGUGGUGAUGAAGGUCAAGAAGGACAGCAGCCAUCAUCCACCGGAGAGGCUCCAUCCACUCCUCCCACUAGUAAGAGAAACAAGAGAGGUAAAAAGCCAUCAGAAGCAGCUGCCGCCGGCGCCAGUACAGCUGAGUCCGGUGUAGAUGCUAGUACGAGUGGCCCAUCUGCGGCUGCCUCUGCUCCUGCAUCAUCUUCACCCCCCAACAGUCGUCGUGGUAGAGGGUCAGAGCAAUUUCCAUCACGAGGAGGACGAGGACGUGGAGGGCGUGGAGGACGUGGAAGAGGAGGACGAGGAGGGGGGGCAGGAGGUGAGGAAGGCACAAGAGAAAGGUUUGCCUCAAAUCAAAACAAUAACAACGAUGGCCAGGAGGGUCGGGAUACAACUACAACUACGCAGGAUAAUAAUGGAUGGGGGGCUCCGCCAACAGCUGCAACAUCAACAGGCGAUGGCGGUUGGGGCGAAGCGUCUAACAAUGAUACGUCAAAUCCUGCAAGCUCAAUUCCUUCCGGAUGGGCUACUGCAGCAGAACAGCCAGCUGUUAGCGAGCCUUCAAGCGGUGAACAAACCAAAAAGACUAGCAAGCCGUCUCGUGCACCUCGUUCCGCGGGCGGAGAACAAACUUCGGGACAACCCAAGAACAAAGAGGCUAUCGAGGAUGCGACUGUGUCACCUGCCACUGAUACCGCCACUCCAUCGGAUUCUGCAGCACCAAAGAAACGCAAGCCGAGCAAAAGGAACAAAAACAAGGAUGAAGAAGAAAUCUCGACUGUUUCUGCCAGUCCCAAUAGAAACAGUAGAGCGUCCUCGAAGGAGCGUAAGGAGCAGACGAAGAGAGGGCCCAAGAACAAGAGCAAAAACCAGAGCCAAAAUCAAAACCAAGAGUCGAACCAGGAUGCAGAGAGCCGGAACACAGGCGACCAGACCCCCAGUCAGGACAACGUUGAAGCUGACGCCAACGCCAGUCAGGGAGAUUCUACUGCUGGUCCUCGUUCCAACUCCAAGAGAGGCCCAGCUUCCAAGGGUAAACAAGAUUUCAAGAAAAAAGGUGCUUCAGCAGGACCUCCCUAUAACUCCGAAACCAACGCAAAGGAUGCCACUUCUGCAUCGGGCGAUAGCUGGGGGGAUUCUGCUCCUGCUACUACAACUACGGAGAAUAGUGGCUGGGGCGACCAGUCAGCUACAGAGAAUAGUGGUUGGGGUGACCAAUCAGCUUCCACUGCUACUACCACUACUACUGGCCGUGGCUACUCCUCAUCAAGAGGUUCAUCUAGACCACCGAGAGGAGGUCGUGCAGGUGGAUCUGCGGCAAAUAGAGGCGGUUCUCGUGGUAGCACGUCUGCAGGCGCAAACAGCAAUAGUUGGGACGCCCCACCUGCGCCUACGAAUGACGAGGCAAAUACUAGUGAUACCCCAACAGCUGUGAAGGAGGAAGGUUGGGGCGAAGCACCUGUGGUAAAAGGGGGUAAUGAUGGCUGGGGAGAUUCGCCUGUGGAGAGCUCAGGAGGGGGAACGGAUGUGAAGUGGGGUGAAGAUACCGAUUCACAGCCCACUAGAAGCUGGGGUGGUGACACGCAAAGCUGGGGUGGUGACACGCAAAGCUACGGAGGAAAUGGGCCUCAAAGGUUCGACAGGAGCUCUUCUGGGCGCGGACGUGGUGGAGGUAGAUUUGCGAAUGAUAGAGGUGAUGCGAGAUUUGGUGGUGGCGGAGGUGAUGCGAGAUUCGGUAGUGGCGGAGGUGAUGCGAGAUUCGGUAGUGGCGGAGGUGAUGUGAGAUUCGGUGGUGGCCGAGGUGGUGGUGGCCGAAGGUUCCAGGGCUCUGAAUCAGAUCAGUCGUGGGAUGCGCGUCAGAGCAACUAUCAAAGAGGACCUCGUUCAGAGAAUCCUAGGGGCCCCAGGUCUGGAUCAUAUUCGAAUCAGUAUGGACAGCCCUCUGAUGGACAACAACACGGUUCUUCUGAGGCAAGAGGACAGUUUGACAAGUCUGCAAGGGGAAACAAAUCCUCAAAGCCUAGAGAACCAAGAGGCUUUGUACGUAAAGAUUAGUGAGAUUUUCUUCAUCAUUUACAUUUUUUAUUUAUUAUUAUUAUUUUUUUUUUUAUUUAAUUUUGGUAUUUUUGGAAUCUGCACAUGAAUGUCAGAUAAAGAGAAUCAUCUUUUAUUUUAAUUUUUUAAG
Messenger RNA from Lobosporangium transversale, 2684 nucleotides. RefSeq lists its product as hypothetical. The transcript has 2 exons. Lineage: Eukaryota; Fungi; Mortierellomycota; Mortierellomycetes; Mortierellales; Mortierellaceae. The record is from RefSeq and is a predicted model, not a curated record. Bases 170 to 2554 code for a protein of 794 amino acids.